This is a messenger RNA of Rhodotorula toruloides NP11, 810 nucleotides long. Its product is annotated as pyridoxamine 5'-phosphate oxidase-like protein. The transcript is spliced from 5 exons. The coding region runs from base 1 to 810 and encodes 269 amino acids. NCBI's taxonomy places the organism in Eukaryota, Fungi, Basidiomycota, Microbotryomycetes, Sporidiobolales, Sporidiobolaceae. The record is from RefSeq and is a predicted model, not a curated record. Gene Ontology annotation, molecular function: FMN binding.
AUGAAGGCACAGCAACUGCCACAGUGGGUCAGCGAACUCAGGGGACUCGUCACCCGCAACUUGAAGGAGAACAAGGAUCUGGUCUCGUACGCACUCGCCUCAAAGGACAUCGACUCGAACCAGCCAAGGGUCCGCUACGUCGUCCAUCGCGGGUUCGUCAACGAGAGGAGGAAGGACGGCGACGGGUCCGACAACCGCGUCAACGACGACGACGGCAACGAGCUCAUCUCGGACAAGCUCGUCGUGACCACCGACGCCAGGUCCCCCAAGGCUCGCCAGCUCGCAACAACACCGCAAAUCGAGCUAGCCUGGUGGCUCGCCGCGACGCAGCACCAGUUCCGCAUCGUCGGGAGGGCCUACAUCCUCCCCAGCCCGUCCUUCUCUUCCCACCCCUCUCCCGCCUCAUCCUCCGCCUCUGACCCGACCCUCUCGACCUUCUCCUUCCUCUUCCCCGGGGCCAAACUCGAACCCUACGAAGGCUUCAACUGGGAACACGAGCGCGUGCGCCAGUUCCGUAGGAUGUCGCCCGAGUUGAGGGCGAGCUUCUACAGGCCUGUGCCCGGUACGACGCUUGAGAAGUGGGAUGGCAAGAUGGAGGACUUGCCGCAGACGCUGCCGGAGAGCGUCGAGCAGGCCGAGAACGACGAGCAGAAGAAGCAGGUCGAGGAGGCCAUGAAGAACUUUGCCCUUAUCGUCAUCGACGCAACCGAAGUCGACCUCGUCGACCUCGGCUCGAUGCCCAACAAGCGUACGCGUUGGCUGUGCGACCAGUCCUCGGGCGAGUGGAAGGAGGAAGGACUCGUGCCGUAG